GCUGGAAUAAAACAAUUUUAAUGAAGUUUCUAUUUAGUGAUUCACUGAUGAAGUAUGUCUCAUUUGUGGGUAACAUCUUAUUGUUCUCAUCUUUACCAUCAAAAUUUAAGCUAUAUCCGUAAAAUAUAACACAAUUGUACUAAAAUGCUUUCUUGAUAUUCAAAAGUGAUGUUUGAGGCUGCUUAUAGGACGUUGGUUAACUAUGAUAACUCCAGUUAAGGUGUGGUGCAGCUGAAAACCUUUUCUUUUUCUUCAUAUUCAAUUUUCUAAUUUGGGACGUGCUUUAAGCUUUCUCGUUAAUGAACAAUGCUUUUCUUAAUCUUGAUUGAUCUCUAAAUAUUAGGAGCUUAAAGCAUGUAUGAGAUAACCUUUUGACUCUGCCAUGCCAUGUUAUUAAGUUCUUGUGCUCAGCCAUUUAAUUGCUAUUGGCAGAUGGGGCUUGGAAAGACUUUGCAAGCUAUCGCCUUCCUGAGUUAUUUAAAGUUUUGUCAAGGCUUACACGGACCCUUCUUGAUACUGUGUCCUCUCAGUGUGACUGAUGGCUGGGUAUCCGAGGUAACCAAAUUCGCCCCAAAGUUAAAGGUUCUACGUUAUGUUGGAGACAAACAAUACAGACGUGCUUUGAGAAGGGAAAUGUAUGAACAUGUGGAAAAACAAUCAUCAUCGCCCAAUGUUCAGUCCUUACCUUUUGACGUGCUCCUUACAACAUAUGAUAUAGCAUUAAUUGAUCAGGACUUCCUUUGUCAGAUCCCUUGGUAUUAUGCUGUUAUUGAUGAGGCGCAAAGACUUAAAAAUCCUUCCAGUGUUUUGUAUAAUGUUCUUAGAGAGCACUAUAUCAUGCCCAGGCGUCUACUCAUGACUGGAACCCCUAUUCAGAAUAGCCUUACUGAACUCUGGGCACUCUUGCAAUUCUGUAUGACUUCAAUCUUUGGGACACUGGAACAUUUCUGCGCUACAUUCAAGGAAGGUGGAGAUCCUUUCUCAGCAGGUAAAGGUGCACCAAUAGUUAAGGAUAAGUUCAAAAGCUUAAAAUAUAUUUUGGGGGCAUUCAUGCUUCGAAGAACAAAAUCUAGGCUUAUUGAGACCGGAACCCUAUCUUUGCCACCUCUUACUGAAAUCACCUUGAUGGCUCCCUUGGCGACCUUGCAGAAGAGGGUGUAUUUGUCAAUAUUAAGAAAGGAGCUUCCUAAGCUUCUGGCAUUGUCUUCUGGGACUUCUAAUCAGCAAUCCUUGCAGAAUAUUGUAAUACAGCUACGUAAAGCAUGCAGUCAUCCUUACCUCUUUGCUGGUAUAGAGCCUGAACCAUAUGAAGAGGGUGAACACUUAGUUCAGGCAAGUGGUAAACUUAUAGUCUUGGACCGGCUACUUCAGAAGCUACGCAAUGCUGGACAUCGUGUUCUUCUGUUUGCACAGAUGACACAUACACUUGACGUAUUGCAGGACUAUAUGGAGUUGAGGAAAUAUCCUUAUGAGCGUCUUGAUGGAUCCAUUAGGGCUGAAGAGCGCUUUGCUGCAAUAAGGAGUUUUAGCCAACAGUCGGUCAUAGGAAGUUCCAAUUCUGAAGCAUCACAUGACAGUGCAUUUGUCUUUAUGAUUUCCACCAGAGCAGGGGGUGUUGGCUUGAAUCUCGUGGCUGCUGACACGGUCAUAUUUUAUGAGCAGGAUUGGAAUCCACAGGUGGAUAAACAGGCUCUACAGCGGGCACAUAGAAUUGGUCAAAUGAACCAUGUGUUAUCUAUAAAUUUAGUUACUGAGCGCACGGUGGAGGAGGUUAUCAUGCAUAGAGCAGAGAGGAAGUUGCAACUGAGCUAUGACGUUAUGGGUGAGGAUGCUACAGACAAGGAAGGCAAAGAUAUGGUAGGAGUUGCAGCUGGUGAUCUGCGUUCUGUUGUACUUGGGCUACGUAUGUUUGAUCCCACCACCGAAAGCGAAGAGAGUUCGGAUCAACUAGACAGGUCAAAAGUGAAUGCAAUUGUCGAAAAGGUAAUAGCAUUCCGACAUGGAGGCCGAUCAGAAACAGAGGGUGGCAAGGUUGAGAUCAAUUCAGAGAAUGUAUUAAGUGAACAUGUUUAUGUUACAAGAAGCCCAUCAUCUAAGGAAUUUGAGCCCAUUCUAGAUGAAGCUUCAUAUCUUUCUUGGGUUGAGAAGCUCAAAGAGACAUCAGAGACAUGUCAUAACUCUGCGUUAGAGGAGCAGAAUAAGAGAUCUUUACCUAAGGAGAAGCAUCUCAAAAUGGAGUCGAUUAGGAAGAAAGCUGAGGAGAAGAAACUAGCAAGAUGGAAAGCUGAGGGAUACGAGUCACUGUCAGUCAAGGAUGUUGUGUGUCCGGCAGAUGGUAAUAUCUUGUCAGAUUCUGGUUCGGUACAUUUUGUUUAUGGAGACUGCACACAGCCAUCUAAAGUUUCACCAUCAGAGUCUUCUAUAAUAUUCAGUUGUGUUGAUGAUUCUGGGAACUGGGGUCAUGGUGGUAUGUUUGGUGCACUAGCUAAACUUUCAUCGCGAAUUCCAAGUGCAUAUGAACGAGCUUCUGAAUUUGGGGACCUUCAUCUGGGUGAUCUUCAUCUUAUAGAAGUUACAGAAGGUGAUGACGAGGAGAAUAAAGUUGCUGAUACUCGUCUGUGGGUAGCUCUAGCUGUGGUGCAAACAUAUAAUCCCAGGCGUAAAGUGCCACGUAGCGGUAUCUCUAUUCCUGAACUGGAACAGUGCCUGUCAAAAGCUUCAUUUUCAGCUGCUCGAAAUUUUGCUUCGAUCCACAUGCCACGAAUUGGUUAUCAGGAUGCUUCAGACCGAUCAGAGUGGUACUCAGUUGAGCGACUUCUUAGGAAAUACGCUGCUUUAUACGGCAUAAAAAUUUACGUAUUAUUUUCGAAGAUCCUCUUGAAUUUGGAUUCUGGAGAUAUAUUUGGGUCAUUCAAAUAUGUGACUUCAAAUGAGUUUUUAAUUAAAUUCAAACCUUCUGGCGCGUAUACGAAUGAAUGGCUUUGUACUCUUGAGAAGGUCCUGGACUUGAUUAGAAUCUCAUUUAAGGUUAUAUAUCUAAAAAGUCUCAAUCUUGUAAAAUGUGUAAGAUAAACAUGUCUAAUCUCUAGAUAUAUUUGGUACUCGGGACUCCGUUACUGUAGAGGUGGGCAAAAACCGGGCCUUUUCUGGCCUUUAACUCGUCCUAAUUUGCCGAUCCUAUCAUAUUCAUCUCGUGAGUUGAUUUGUCAU
Molecule: messenger RNA, 3210 nt
Organism: Cynara cardunculus var. scolymus (artichoke)
Lineage: Eukaryota; Viridiplantae; Streptophyta; Magnoliopsida; Asterales; Asteraceae
Product: probable helicase CHR10
Exons: 15
Coding region: 388-3072 (894 amino acids)
Biological process (GO): DNA repair; chromatin remodeling
Molecular function (GO): ATP-dependent chromatin remodeler activity; ATP binding; DNA helicase activity
Source: RefSeq, a predicted model, not a curated record